This is a messenger RNA of Drosophila kikkawai, 2246 nucleotides long. The record is from RefSeq and is a predicted model, not a curated record. NCBI's taxonomy places the organism in Eukaryota, Metazoa, Arthropoda, Insecta, Diptera, Drosophilidae.
CAACAACAACACACAAAAACAAUGAGGUCGCCUUUUAUUACUGAAAAUACACCAAAAAACAAACGAGCCAGUUGGUCACACUUAAAAACCAAACAUUUUAUUUGGGAUUUCAGCAACAAUUGCUUGGUAUUUUCGGCUGCCAUUGCGGAGAACCCCAAUGAGAACGUGAUACGUGAGCGCAACGCGGAGAUCGUCUCCGGCGGCAAUGUCUUCUACAAUCCUGUCCAGGAAUUCAACCGGGAUCUGAGCAUCGCCGUGCUGAACGUCUACUACCGGCGAUUGGCCAAGGAAAGGAGCGAAAAGGCUCUCAAAAAGCAGCGAAAGAAGGUGAAAGAUAACCAGACGGAAGAGAAACCCGAAACUGAGGUUCCAGAAGAUCCGCCUGUCUAUGUGGCAGGCACACGCUAUGAGGAUGGAUUGCGGAUCCUGGAGGCUCUGGCGGCCACCGGGCUGCGAAGCAUCCGCUAUGCCCAGGAAAUCGCUGGCGUCCGUCAGAUCGUGGCCAACGAUUUGUCCCGACAGGCGGUGGCGUCCAUCAACACGAAUGUGCGGCACAACAAGGUCGAAGAGCUGAUCGAGGCCAGCCACGCGGAUGCCAUGACUGUUAUGUACCUUUCCACGGCCCCCGAGAAACGCUUCGAUGCCGUAGACCUUGAUCCGUAUGGAUGCCCGAAUCGCUUUUUAGACGGCGCUAUGCAGUGCCUUGUGGACGGUGGCCUUCUGCUGGUGACCGCCACCGACAUGGCCGUGCUGGCCGGCAACGCUCCGGAAGCCUGCUAUGUGAAGUACGGCUCGGUGCCGCUGCGAAUGAAGUGCUGCCACGAGAUGGCAUUGCGUAUUUUGCUGCACUGCAUCGAGAGCCAUGCAAAUAGGCAUGGCAAGUACAUCGAGCCACUGCUAAGCAUCUCGGCGGACUUUUACAUUCGCAUCUUUGUGCGAGUGCACGUGGGACAGGCGCAGUGCAAGCUCUCGAUGAGCAAGCAGUCGUGGAUGUACCAGUGCACUGGCUGCGAGACCUUCACCCUGCAGCCCUUGGGCAUAACGAAGCCCAAUCCCACUGCUGGGAAUCCGCAGCAGCUCAAGUUUGGCAUACCCACGGGUCCGGCCGUGAACUCGCAGUGCGAGCACUGCGGCCACAGGCACCACCUAGGUGGACCCAUCUGGUCAGCGCCACUGCACAACCCGGAAUUCGUUCAGGAUCUGCUAAAGGCAGUUCAGGAGCCGCCGCUGGAAUCCUUGGGCACCCAAAGAAGGAUUGUGGGAGUGCUGUCCAUGGUACAGGAGGAGCUGCAGGACGUUCCGCUGUAUUACACGCCGGACAAGCUUUGUUGCGUGCUCAAGCUGGAAAUUGUGCCCAUGCUGAAGUUCCGCUCUGCCAUUCUGCAUGCUGGCUACCGUGUCUCCUACUCGCAUGCCUCGAAGAACUCUCUGAAGACGGACGCCCCGCCAGCGGUGCUGUGGGAUAUCCUGCGUUGCUGGAGCAAGCGACAUCCGGUUAAUCCGGAUCGGAUGAUUCCUGGCACUCCAUUACAGGCCAUACUAUCGAAGCCAUGCACCAAGGACUACGAGUUCGAUGAACUUCACCCGGCCGCCAAUCCGAAGAGCCGUAAAUCGGCCUUAUCGCGCUUCCAGGAGAAUCCCACGCCGCACUGGGGACCAGGAACCAGGGCCACCAUUAUGAUUGGAGACAACAAAUUGCCCAAGAGCUAUAAGAACCAGAACAAGAAGCAGCGUCACAAGGCUUCGCAACAGCAGCCAGGCAAUGGGGAUCAAAAGGAUGAGCCAAAACAACCGGAAAUUGAGGAUGAUAGUGAUGCGGAGCACUUGGCCAAGCAGCCCAAGCUGGAGGCGACUGCGUGACGGCUGCUCCUAGCCAUUAAUUUAUUCAGGAAUCCAAAAACAAAACUAACGAAAUUAUCUGGAAAGGCGAAAGUGUGUCUAGUAGCGGAAGAAGUUGCCGUCGGAGGUCUGGCGCGAGAAUCCAUUAUUGACCAGCUGGUUGUGGACGCCGCUGCAAAUUAGCUUGGUGCUGUGUGGAUGAAUUUUCUCCUUGCAACCACCUAAGAAAAGUAGAAGGGAUUGGAUAAAAGAAUCAAUUUGUGUUCAUAAAUAUUUUUGUUCAUUUUGACUUUAAAAAAAGUAAAACAAUUAAAUUAGACGUUUUGUAAAAAAAACAAUUACUAUCUUUUUUUGUUAAAGAUAGCAAAGAUCAAGAAAUAAAGCUAACUUCGUAGAGCCGUAAUGCA